ACUUUGAUAAAAAAAAAGGGUCAUUAUUUAUUGUUUUAUUAGUGAAUAGAUAAUUAAAACUAUAAGAAUGUAAUAAACCGAUGUGUAAAGUAAUAAAAAGUGUUGCAGCUGUGGGUUAAAAUAAAGUUACACCUGUUGCGCAUAGAUACAUGUAAAGAAUAAAGAAGAAAGAAGGGACCUUGUGGGUAAUUCAAUAGCAAUCUCCGUUUAGAAAAGACGAAGGCCUCCGGGGCGUUACGAUCCUUAAUCCGGAAUCCGCAACGUUCAAUUCAGAGGUUUCGAAUUCAGAAGAGUUGUACAGCAGCUGCCGUCGAGAGUCCCCACAUCCCCACAUUGUCGAACGACCCACAACACAACGAACGAAACUAACGAACGUUCGCAUUCCAUUUAGAUCAUGUUCCCAAAGUGGCAUCCCACCACGCGGCCACAACCGUCGUUAGCCUGACAUAGUAGCCGGUACUGCGAAGAUCGCAGUCGAUCCAGUCGAUGUCAUAGUGGGCAGGUAUAUAAAUACAAAGGCGUUUUCGUCAACAACGUUUUGAUUUUUGUGAAAAAUGUGUGAAAAAAGUGCGAGAAGUUGACUUGACGAAGAACUACAACUGUGAAGGUCGACGCCUCGACAUCUCGAUAUUCUGUGUCGCUAUAAAAAUAACGCUCAGACAAAUGACCGGCAGCUGUUGAUGAAAUGUUGUUACGCCACGGCCUGACAUUGAACGAAAAAAUUUAAUUUAAUAACAAAUAUCUUUUUUUGUGUUACUUUUGCGAAACGUUUUAUCAACGCUUUAUAGGUCCCCCGUGCUUAAUGAGAUUAGAUAACAGAUAUUUUCGUUCACGGUUUGCUUGCCUCCGGGCUACAACAUGUCCUACUCUGACUCCGUAAAGAAAAGUUUUGAGUACGAGUGGUGCCAAUGUUCUUGUUGCCCCUAUGGCUACCACAUCGACCUCGACUUCGUACGCUACUGCGAGUCAAUUUGUCAGUCCGAAAGGACAUCCUCCAUUUCCAGGAGGAAGGACCGCAGGAGGCAACGGCAGUCGAUGGACGUUCUUCUAGGACUCGCUCCAUCGACGCCCACACCAGUCCCAGAGAAACCUCCUUCCGCUCCAGGCUUCGUUCAAUCGCCCACCGUUAGCAGUACGUUAUCCGAUGUUGUGUUCGAUUUUGAAAAAACACUUCAAAGAACUGCCAACAAAAAUGUUUUAUCUAGUAAUCUUCCCGAUGUUACCGCUGUUACAGGUAUUCAUAGAUCCCCUUCAGUGUCAUCUCUUUCAACUUCAACGACUUCCGCGUCAAGUUUAACCAUACUACCAUAUGAGCAAAAAGAUUUUGACGCGAUAAGUUUAGAAUCAAACGGAUUAAGCCCGGCAGCUCUUCAAAAUAUAAGAGAACAAAUGGCACUAAGUCUAAAAAGAAUGAAACAAUUAGAAGAACAAGUGAAAACGAUUCCUGUUUUAAAAUCGGAAAUAGAGCGUUUAAGAAAUGAGAAGAAAGAGUUAAUUAAUUUAGAACAAAAUAAUCUAAACAUCAACGGUAAUUAUCGCCAAGAAGAAAAUACGACUCCGAAACGAGAUUUUGGUGUGAAUUGCGUCGUUUUAACGCGUAGCGUAGGCGUUGGACGUCAAAUCCCAAACACCAGGUCAGUAUCAACGGCAACUAUUCAAGACGUCGGGAUGGCUUUUACCAAAUACACUCAAACCACUCAAAAAGAAAGCGUAAACGCCAAAAUCGGCCCGGACGCGGUUACCACAGCUCAAGUGGCAGUUCAAGCGGAGUCCACAAGAUUUUUAGUUAACAAAGAGUGCAUCGCAACUCCUGAUGUGGCAUCUAAAGCCUCUCAAGCCGUCGUCGAAACGAAAGUUGUUGGCACUUCAAACGACGAAUUCCACCAAAACGACUUUAAUAAAGACUCCCAUUACAUUUCAUUAGCCGAUUUAUCCUUCCAUGAGUCAAAAGUAGAAAACAAAAUAAGUAAAAGCACCGUUGGGGUUCAAUGUCAAAGAAAUGGUUCAAAUAAAUCAACCCAACAUGAAGUUAAAGUCCAAUCUAAAGGCUGCCAAAAUUCGGUUAGGUUGCUCCAUAAAUACACUCAACCAGAAAUCUUUUUGGGAACAUCAAAAAAUACCGAUACAACCGAUUUAAUACGUUCCGCCGAAAUCGGGGUUAACACAGCCGAACAAGCUAAAGAAUGCUUUAAUUGUAAAAAAGAAAAUGUGGAAGUUGUAAAAGAUGAGCAACCUUCUAGAAUUCCUCGAUUAAACGAAAGAAGAAAAUUCGAACGACAAAUCACUUACACUAAGAUCCCGGCUACUACAUCUACAUCAUCUAGGUUGUCAGGAUUAGAUUUAUCGCAAAAAGCCCGAGAGGAACAACUGGACGAAAAGUUUCUUACAAGCGAUGAUACACCCCAAGAUGAUGACCUACCGAAAAUGGAGAAAUCACCUUAUGAACAAACUCAAAGAAAAAAAGCAUGUCCAAGCAAAGAAAUGCAAGCCGCCAUGAAAGUAUUAAACGAUUCGCUUCAAAAAGGCCAUACAAAAAACAUUGAAAAUCAAGUAAAAAGUGCUGUUCACAUAAUCCUACAAGAAUGGUUUAAAAUUUCGAGUUUAGUUACCGCAGAACCGCGCGACGUCGAAGAUUAUUUAGACAGUUUCGAAGAAGUCUCAUCCUCCCUCCUAGAAUACAUAGUUAACAUGGUAGAUGCAAGCGGAAAUACCGCAAUGCAUUACGCGGUAUCCCACGGAAAUUUCGAUGUGGUAUCCAUACUUUUAGACUCGAAAGUUUGCGAUAUUAACAAACAAAACAAAGCGGGUUACACCAGCGUUAUGCUCGUUUCUUUAGCAGAAGUCCGCUCACAAACCCACAGCAAUGUUGUAAAGCGUUUAUUUUCAUUAGCUGACGUAAAUGUCCGUGCCAAACAACAUGGUCAAACGGCCCUUAUGCUUGCAGUAAGUCAUGGACGUCUUGAUAUGGUUACUAUGCUCAUAGAUGCAGGAGCUGAUAUUAAUAUUCAAGAUGAAGAUGGUUCGACGGCAUUAAUGUGCGCCGCAGAGCACGGACAUGUCGAAAUUGUAAAGUACUUUUUAAGUCAAUCAGAAUGCGACUCAAGUAUUUCAGAUGUGGAUGGAAGUACCGCGUUGAAAAUAGCGAUGGAAGCGGGUCAUCGCCAUAUUGGGGUUUUGUUGUAUGCACACCAAAGAAAUUUGUCCGGCCCACCGAAAUCCAGGAAAUGUAAAUCAGCCUCCGCAAGUCCAAGAGCGCCUUCGUCGCCAAUCGUAACGAGAAAAUACGUUCGAACGAGUAAUAAAUAAACGUUUAAUUAUGUACUAAAUGAAAUAAUAUAAAUUAAAUUUAAUAUGAAACGGCAUUUUUACCAAUAAGAUGACUACUUAACAUUCCAUUUUAGACAAUAAAUGUAUAUAUGUUAAGAUUUCUUUUUGAGAUAUUAAAAUUACACUAAAAAUGAAACGAGUUACAAUAAAUUUUUGUUUGAAACAUUC
Onthophagus taurus is the source of this 3495-nucleotide messenger RNA. Its product is annotated as KN motif and ankyrin repeat domain-containing protein 3. Gene Ontology annotation, biological process: negative regulation of actin filament polymerization. Gene Ontology annotation, cellular component: cytoskeleton; cytoplasm. Gene Ontology annotation, molecular function: protein binding. Lineage: Eukaryota; Metazoa; Arthropoda; Insecta; Coleoptera; Scarabaeidae. The record is from RefSeq and is a predicted model, not a curated record.